CCUGUCAGCUUGGAGCGAAAUCAAUCUUCAGUUCAACAACGCCAUCGCACGGCAUCAUAUUCAACAUAUCAUGUCAAUUGUAUGGGUGCGCAGCCCUGCUAUUUGGGCGCGCAUGAAUUUAACAUUUCUCUCCCCUACUUCUAUGUAUGAGAUUCGAUGCGGACUCACCUGAGGGCGACAUGCUAGCAAAAAAGGAUGUUGCCAAUGAUUUGUUCGGGAAAUGUGAGAGCUGGAUAUCUUGUUAAUAUGAUGUCUUUGGUACAAGUCAAGUUAUUGUGAGAGAGUCGACCCAAAAUUCACUAAUUUUCGUGCACUAAACAAGGUAAACGCGUAAAACAAAUGUAUUACUGUUUGUUUGUUUACGUUGCAAUCAGCUGAUUUUGAAGUUCCGAUUUUGAUCUCAUCAAGAUGGCGUCGUGACAGGGAGCCGGUUUUUUCUUCUUCACGUCUCUGUUAUUCCAAAAUAAAAUGACAACCGCACUAACACAUGAUCACCAGGGUAUUUUACAUCGUGGUGUUAGACGAAGAGCAGUAUAUUCAAAAUCGACAAAACAGCUGCGACUUUGAUACCAAGUAGCUAUCGGUAGUAUCGGUACAUAAUAUCCGUUUAAUAUCUGCAUACAGCUGUUAGUUUGCUAUUUAUACACAAAGUUGUCAGUUUGUCACGAUAAGGUUAAAAUGUUAAGCGUCGCGAGAAACGUACUCAAACAACGUGUAUACUUUUCCACAGCAUUGAAAACAGAAGCUAGUAAACAAAUUCCGGUAAUCACCUGUAAGCGAACGGAAUAUAACUUAUUUGCAAAGGACUAUCCUGCUGGCAAAGAUGGAAAUAAUAAAUUCGGAAAGUUGGAGUUGGCCUCAAGUGGAUGGCGUCAUCAUAAAUCAACAGGCGAUUCCUUCAUUGUACAUCCAAUUCAGCGUUCAUUUGAGGCUCAUGCCUUGAGCGACGUGCACUUUCAACAAUUAGGAAUUCGAACAGAAUUAGCGGAAAAUUUGAAAAAGAAACAUGCUUUAUAUCCUACAAUAUAUCAAGCAGAAGGCAUCCCCACUGUUCUCAAUGGGGAACAUGUUCUCUUAGCUGCAGAAACAGGAUGCGGCAAAACUUACACUUAUUUGAUUCCAAUACUCGAGCAGAUUCUUCAAAGAAACCUGCACGGAAGACAAGAACAUAUGAAUUCUCCGUUGGUAUUUAUUUUAACUCCUGGAAGAGAAUUGGCUCAACAAAUUGGUCGGGUGCUUGAGAGCUUAACAGAAGGAACGGGAAUUAUUUCGAGAGUUUUACUGGGCGGACGAACCAAACAACACAUGUUGAAUCCGCAUUUCGAAGACAUCGAUAUUCUUGUAUCAAGUUUUGGGGCAAUUAGUAAACUUGUUUCCAGCGGCAUUUACAAGACCAAUGACACCCGUUGGGUAGUGUUAGAUGAAGCAGAUACACUGUUGGAUGAUAGUUUCAAUAGUAAAUUGCUUCAUUUUAUGAAACGAUUUCCGUUCCAUAAAAACCAUUUACAAGAUCUUGGUGAUAAUAUUCGAGGGACACAAUUGAUUCUAACUGCAGCUACAAUGCCUUCUAAUAUGGCGGAACAAAUUGGUCAACUAGUUAGUAUGGAAACAGUGGAAGAAGUUGUCAGUCCUAACUUGCACCGAAUUAUGUCUCACGUUGCCCAACGUUUUCUUCGCGUAAAAAAAUCCAAUCGACCGAACAUACUGCUAAAUCUAGUUGAAAAAGAUAUGAAGCAACGGCGACCCGUUAUCAUAUUCAGCAAUAAAACACCUACUAGUGAUUUCAUUUCCAUAUUCCUUAACGAAGCAAAAAUGCCCUGCGUCAAUCUCAACGGUGAUAUGCUACUCAAACUCCGAUUAGGACAGUUUGAAAAGUUUCAACAAGGAGAAGUUAACGUAAUCUCCACGACGGACGUGGCAAGUCGCGGUUUGGAUACGACCCGGGCAGCUCACGUAAUUAACUUUGAUUUUCCUCUGUAUGCCGCCGACUACAUACACCGCGUCGGUAGAAUCGGACGCAUUGGAAGCCGGGGCGAUUGUUUAGUAACGAAUUUGGUCUCCAGUCAAGCAGAAAUAGGUGCAGUACAGCGGAUAGAGCAUGCAGCAAGAACCGACAGUCCACUGUCGAAUGUGGAUGCAAACGUGAAGGGUAUUAUCCGGAGGCGGUUAAAACGCGCUCUGGGUGUUUCUUAGUACCAAUUGUUCUAGAAAAACAACGCUGAAAAGUU
Malaya genurostris is the source of this 2228-nucleotide messenger RNA. RefSeq names its product probable ATP-dependent RNA helicase DDX28 (gene Dbp21E2). The coding region runs from base 679 to 2193 and encodes 504 amino acids. The record is from RefSeq and is a predicted model, not a curated record. Gene Ontology annotation, molecular function: nucleic acid binding; ATP binding. Lineage: Eukaryota; Metazoa; Arthropoda; Insecta; Diptera; Culicidae. The transcript has a single exon.